Messenger RNA from Aspergillus melleus, 5292 nucleotides. RefSeq lists its product as uncharacterized. The transcript has 4 exons. Bases 349 to 5292 code for a protein of 1647 amino acids. NCBI's taxonomy places the organism in Eukaryota, Fungi, Ascomycota, Eurotiomycetes, Eurotiales, Aspergillaceae. The record is from RefSeq and is a predicted model, not a curated record.
GACCCACGAGUUCCCCACAUUCCUCGUCUGUCCCUAUUUCAACCUUCAACUACUGCAUAUCGAUUGCCCGAUCGGUAGUGACCUUCCUAUCUGUUAGCAGCCUGGAGGUUUCCGUUCCAGUCGCUGGUCAUCCUUCCAGUUUUCAAUCCUCUUUCCCUUUUGCCCGCUUUCCUGUUUCCCCUGAGAGAACCAAACAAAAAAACCAAUUUCCCCCGAGGAGCAAGACAAGGAUCAAGGGACGAUUAGAUCGUACAAGGAAUAGAAGAGGAGAGAAUCACAAGCAAAAUAAAAUCAAGAGACUAUGGUCUCGUCUGGGUGAAAAUCAAAGGGCCGCUCACAUCCUCCGUCAUGGGUGUCGAUACGCGCAGACCGAUCUUGCCCGCCCCCACUGAAUCCAUUGUCGACACUACCACUGGCGAGAGUACAACAGGGACUGAUUUGGCAACUGACCUAUCUCGACGCACAGACAAGACGUCGUAUUCGAUUCCCGACGACGGGAGUCCCGUUACCAUCCCCACUCAGCGCAGGCACCGUGCCCACGGCGACGAUUCCAAACUGUCCCGUUCGGCGCCACACUCCCAGACCUCCCUGCUCAUCGAAUACUUCGAGGGCGGGAAGGGUUCUGGCUCCCUGGUCUCCCGUCCCAGUGUCCGAGUCCGGGUCACUCCUUCGUCUUCCAGGAAGUUGAAGGACCAGGAUCAUCAUAUCCAGAUCACCGAACACGGUAGCGGCCGAAAACCCGUGUAUUCGCGUCGCAUCUCUCUCAGCUCGCCUCCCCGGGCCAAGUCGCAGCCGAAAGAAUACGGCCUUGAUGAGUACAGCGUUAGCUCCCAAUCCGCCUCCGAUGACCAGCGUCCCCCUGGCCGUUCCCCCGUCGAAAUUGAGCUCAUGAAUCGUGACCAGGCCAGCGAGCUCUCCACCAUCUCUCGCGACAGAUACUUCAACCCUACCUCGGAUAUCUCGUCUAUGCCCGCGGAUUCCAUGCUAGAAGCCCCCUCUUCUGGUCCCCGACGAAAACGCAGUUCCAGUUUAGAACGAGAGCAGAGCUCCGACUCUAAAUCUUACCUCAAAACACCCACCCGCAAGAGAAGUCGCAGUUUAAGCACCGAGCGCAUUGCCCAUCGGGUUGCUGAGAAACUGAGCAACGAUCCCCGCGAAGCCGCCGGCAACAAGAACAACUCCGGCAAAGGCCAGCAGCAGCGGGCAGCAUAUAACAACAACAACCGAGACAGCGGUGAUUACCAAGAAUCAGAUCCCAAAUCUCCUCGACGACGAUUCGCCGCGUACCGUGGUGACGACGAAAACAUGAGUCCCGAAUCCAGCCUGUUGAGCGCUUCGGCGUUGUCCUCGCAUCGCAAAUCCGGGGACCAGUAUUCCUUCAAAUCAGGCACCUCUAAAUCAUCUAUCAACAACCCCAAACUCCUCGAAACAGUUGAAGAUGCCAUCCGGCGACUAAUUCUCCCGGAACUCAAAGAAUUAAAGAAGGACCAAAAGGUGAUGACCAACACCUCAAAAUUCGAACGUGACAUCAGCGCUUCCUACUCGCCCGCCAGUUCCCCGUCCCGGGACGAACUAGGCCGCCGGCUUUCAAAACAUGCCAGUGCUCCCAACGUCAGAAAGCCCAAGGUGGUCCUCAACAAGGACAGCCAAGACGAAGGUAUUGUCCUCUCGGGAGAUUCGGUUCCGUCGCAGCGUGAGCGAAGGCCCAGUAGAGACAGCGAGAUGACCACCGAUACGAGCCAAGUCAAAUGGGGUUCUCGUCCCGAACUGACCGAACAGGAAAAACUGCGCCGACAAAGGAGCAGGGGUCUGCGUGACGCCGAAAAGGCGGGUCGUGUGGGAAACGCUCUGACGGCUGCCGCUCUCAAGCACCACGACUCGCGAUCGAGCAUCGAUAAGAAUGAACGACGUCGGCCGAGCGGUCCACGGAGUCGAACCGGAAGUGUCAAUGAAACGGAGCUAGUCUUCCAAAAACACAACGUGGCGCCCAUGCCCCUCCGCAGCGCCAUCGAAUCCGAAAUGACAAGGGAUUCCCUGCUCUCAGAGCAGACCCGCGAGCCUACGGAACUCAGUGACAAUCGUUAUGCCACGCAGGAGGUGUCUCGCGGGUCGCCGAGGCAGCUCACAUCGCCCACUUCUCGCGUUUCGAACCGCGAUCCCAUGGACUCGCGCUACGACCUCAAGCACAGCAACAUGUCUAGUCACAAUCUGUCAAUCCACAGCGCCUCGGACCAUGAUGAUCGCGAGCAAAGCUACUCGCCCGUCGGAGAUGCCGCGGCGGGAGCCAUCGCGGCGGCGGCGGUGGCGAACCUCCUUGGCGUGUCCGAGCACGAUACCGAGUUCAAUGACCGUCGACGCACACUCAGCCCGAUUCAAAGCGUCGCGAGCUACCAGAGCGAACCGCACGUCAAGCAGGACUCGGCUCGCCAUGAUGGCCAGGCGAACUCGGCGGACGAAAGAGGUUUGGAACAACAAUACACAAGUCAAAGUGAUUACCUACGACAUCGCCAUGAUGAUGAUUAUGAUGACCACGAGCUCGGCUACGAAUCAACCCCCGUGGCUUCCCCGCGCAAUCGGAAGUGGCAUGAAGAGGAAGAAGAUGACUACGACGAUCACCGCCACCAAAAUGACGAUCAUUAUGACCACUACGGGGACGAUGGCCAUGCGUAUCGAAGCUCGAUUGCCGAAACGGUGACUACCAACGAUGAAGCCAAAAGAAUGACCGGUUACACCGACGACAGUGAAGUCAACUUUAUGGAAAAAGUCAAGCAAGGUCAUCCUGUUGCAGGCAUCGGGGCCAACCCUCAAUACGUCCAUCCCUCGACGGUGGAGUCCGCCGUGGCCUCACUCCUUGAUCCUACUAUUCUUGGGGGCAAGUCCGAUCUGUCUGGGGCCAAUCGCUCGCAGACCGAUCUCUCCCGACAGGUUGUCGAGAACCACAGCCGCAGCCCUAGCCCCAAACCCGUGGAAAGGACGGACCAAGCAUCUCAUGGGUCCCGGCACGGAAGUCCUCUCAAGCAGCGUCAGGACGUCUCGAGCCCGGAUGCCACCUCUUUUCCCCGACGGAUGAGCGCGACCUCCCCUCCUCAGAGUGUGACGCAGUCACUGGAUGACCUGGGGCCAACUCCUAGGUUUGCUCACGAGGAUUACCAUGACAACGGGAGUCCCAGCCCCAUGGCAGACCGCAGCCCUGAUUCAGAAUCAGAGAUCAACACCAAUCCAUCUAUUAUCCAGGGGCCCAUUGGAGGAGUUCCCCAUGACCACGGCUGGGCGGCGUAUGAUCAAACACCGUCUAGAGGUGAUCAAUCCCCUCUCUUCGACAACACGGGCGCCGCUGCUGGCAGCGCAGGCCUUGGCUUGGAUCCAAUGGAUCAACAGCAACCCGGUUACCAAGACUAUUACGCCAACGACUAUGACCCCAGUGGUGCUGCUUACUACGAUCAGCAGUACCCGAGAGGGCAGUUGUUCGGCACGCCCCCGGGAAAUAAGGACGAGGGUUAUGUAUCUGCCGCCAACCCUCUCUCCCCCAGCAAUGACACCCCCGAGCCCAAGGGAUUUGGCGGCAUGGGCCUGUUUGAUAGCCCUACCGGUGAUCACCCGCGCCAACUCAGUGGCUACUCUCAGGGAGUUGGUUCGCCCUUGUAUGAUAGCGCAACAGGUCGGGGGAUUGAGCGAAUCCAGUCCAAGGAUAUUGUGGCACUCAUGGACCACCUCACCGUUCGCGAUGCCCAGCGAAAUGCUCGGGAUACGGAGAUCCUUGUGACUCUAGUGCGAAGCGCAGCCGAGAUGCGCAACUCUUUCGAAGAGAUGAAAAAGUUCAUUUCCCAGCAGGAUGAUCUCCUCAUGGAGUCGAGUGACCGGCAGCAUGACCGCACGUUCCGAGCUCUCGGUGGACCGCGCCCACUCCCAGCCAGCGGUCCCCGAGGGGCGCGUCAGAACUCUGCCGAAGAUGGUGAAGACAUGCGCUCCAAGCGAAAGAAUGUGUUCAAGCGUGCCCUCAAGGGUCUGAGCCUCAAGUCUGGCAACGACCUCGGCCGCAUCGAGGACAUGUUAGAACAGCUUCUAGACGAGGUCGAAAUCCUACGCACUGGCCAAGACGAUCAGCUGAUGCGCAGAAGCAACCGAGCCCCUAGCGUGGACCCCGAGGGCUACGAACCCGAUGGUCACGCCGGAACUUCUUCUGAUAACCACUCCGGAUAUCUGUCCACCUUCUCUCGUCCGGUCCAGGAGCCGCGGGGGGUCAACACGAGGAGGGAGCCCGAGCACCGUGUGAGUACCGUGCCGGAAGCCGAUGAGGAGGACGAAGAGGAACUAGAUGUCAAUGGGCGAGGCGAGUUCCUCAGCCCACAUCUAGCCUCGAUGGAGAAUCCAAACAAUCGGCAUGAACGGGCCGGGUCUGCACCGGUCUCGACACCUCCUCGGACUGUUCCCAUGGCUUCGGGUGCACUCAGCAACGAAACCACGCCGAAGACGAGCGACAAAGCGCGCAAGCACAAGUCCAGCAGCUCCUCGUUCUUCCCCAAGAUCUCCCGGUGGUCCAAGACUACGGCGUCAUCGAUGGGUGACAACAUCCGAAACAGCAUGCAGCCGGCGCGCAAAGAUCGGGUGUCUUUUGAGGCUUCACGCUCUGGAUCCGACGUUAACGGACCGUACCGGGCAGGCGAUUACUACGAUCCCCAAGGUGAUGACAGGAUACGGUCCACUUACACUCUAGAUGAUCAGCGACAGGAGAACCGUCCUCCAUCACCGUUGGUGCCGUCGCAGCUCUCCGAAGCACCGAAAUAUCAGGCCCAUCGAGAUAGUCUCGAUCUCCAGCAUCCCCAGCCGCGGCAGGGUCCUACAGGGCGAUACCAGAGUGCACUAGAAACCCAGGCACAGGCGUACGGCAUCCCCGUAGAUCAGUGGGGGUCCAAUCCCAGCCUGUCAGGCGUCCACUCCAACAACCAGCGACACAGUGGCGCCAGUCGUCUAUCUCCCAUUUCGGACGCAGGGUACUCCGAGGCCAGCUCCCGCACAGGAGGGCCACCCAGGCCGCCGAAGAUCCGAGAUGAUGGGCCAUUGAUUCCCGAGCGGGGUCCCAAGAGCAGUAUUGGAGACGAGGACAGAUCUUACGCGGAUCGCGUUGCUUCUCGGAGCUCUGCGAUGCGCUCUCCUCGCAGCACGCCGCCUCCUACCCGGAAGCCUACGGGACCUCGUCCUUUGACCUCGGGGAAUCCCAACAGCCCUGGACGGCGGAAGAGAAGCUACUAUCGUGGCAGUCCCGAUCAGAUCGACGAUGAGCAUGUUUAUUGA